Molecule: messenger RNA, 456 nt
Organism: Akanthomyces muscarius
Lineage: Eukaryota; Fungi; Ascomycota; Sordariomycetes; Hypocreales; Cordycipitaceae
Exons: 3
Coding region: 1-456 (151 amino acids)
Source: RefSeq, a predicted model, not a curated record
AUGGCCGCUACGUUUGACAAAGAACUAGCCCGCAAAUCAUCUACUCUCUGGGCUCUGCGCCUCGACGGCGGUGAUGCGACCGCACUCAGUCCCAUAGACAAUGCCGAGGGCAUUAUCAACUUCUCCAUUUCCCCUGACGGCAAGACUAUCGCCUACUCCUCCGCGGAUGAGAAAAGCGAUGAGCGCAAGAAGCAGGACGAAGAAGGAGAGCCAGCGCCUCCCGACGUUGGGGGGAGGAUCUAUCCUACGCUCGACUACGGCUCGUUAAUAUGGAAUCGAAAGAGACGAAGCAGCUGCAAACAAAAUCUGGAAAUUGAGGAACCUAUGCACACCGGUGUGACUAUCUCCUCGGUCAACAUGGCAAGUGGCGAGGUUCUGGACUUGUGCGUCGUCAUGAAUGACGUUGCUAGCCUUGUUUGGGCUCCAGAUGGCAAGAUAUACUUCAUCUGCGGUUAG